GAAAAAAAUGUCAACAUCCCGUACACUGCACUACGAAACAAACAAACAACCACUUAGACGUUGUUUUUUCUCACACACAAAAAUGAACACGUUUUAGAGCUGCCUUCUCGAAGUAACACUUCAUGUCAACUGUCUACUAUUUGGCUGUCACUGCACAGGAUGGCUGUACCUCAAAGUGGCCAGUCGUCCCUUGUACACAGCUUGGCAACACUCCUCAGAAAUGAUGGCGACUUGGUGCUGGACGGCACCAGCACGCUGACCUUGUCGGCGGCCAGCCUGCAGCAGCUCACCAGGCUGUUUGAGCAGCACUUGCUGUCCAGGAGCCAGCAGCACGGCUUCCUGGCGUUGCCCUCCCACCCUGCCGACACUGCUUCACUGCUGCAGCUGCAGUUCCUGUUUGACGUCCUGCAGAAGACCAUCUCCCUCAAGCUCAUCAACCCGCCAGGAAUGAGACUUCACUCCGUGGUGAAAAUCUUCCCAUUCAAGUCUUUAAAAUAUUUGGAGCUGAAGCGAGUCCCUCCACACUGUCUGGAAGGACUCAGAGGAGUUUACUCCCAGUUGGAGGUCUUCACAUGUUCAAAGAGCCUCAACUCCCUGGAGGAGCUACUUUCCCUGUGUGGAGGUGACCUGAGCUCAGCACUGCCUUGGCUGGAACUGCACACGCUGAACUUUAGCUACAACUCCAUUGUUUGCCUUGACCAGUCACUAAGUUUACUGAAUGUCCUGAAGUCCUUAGAUUUAAGCCAUAACAAGAUUCAGGAGUGUGCUGAAUUUCUAAAGCCCUUGAGUGAACUGGAACACUUGAACCUGGGCUACAACUGCCUGCAGAGGGCGCCAACGCUGCGCCUGAGUGCCAGGGCCAAACUCCUCUCACUCAUCCUCAGAAACAAUGAACUGGAGACCAUUAACGGUGUGGAGCAGCUGUCUUCACUCCAGCACUUAGACCUGGCCUACAACCUUCUGUUGGAGCACUCUCAGCUGGCUCCUCUCUCCCUGCUGCACUGCCUCAACACGCUUAACCUGGAGGGCAACCCGCUGUACUUCCAGAAGACCCACCGUACCUGCACCGUCCGACAUCUCUCCCCAAAGGCUGCAAACCUCAGACUCAAACUUGACGGUUCCUCGCUGUCCUCGUCUGAGUUAUCAGUUCUGCUAAAACAAGGCCGGCUGAUCGUCCAGGUGCAGCCUGCACCUCCAGUAGCCAUGUCAGCGGAACGGAGCAACCAGGAUGUGUCCAGCGGUGCUGGGGAGCUGAGUGACAGCAUGUCGGUCGGAAAAGUGGGAGUCUCGCACAUCCGGAAGAAGAAAGCCAAGAGUAAGGUGAGAGUGCGGAGGGCCAGCAUAUCCGAGCCCAGUGACACCGACUAUGAGCCCAAGCUGCGUUCCUCCUCACAGAGCAUUGUCCUCCCCCACCAGCAGGAGAUCGAGCGCAUGUCCAGCUUCAGAGACCAGAUAGGAGAGGAUUGGCUGAGGUACCAACAUCAUCUCGAUGGGUCUUCCCCCUCCACCAUCAACACAAACCAGCUACCUCCUCAUGGUCAACCCCUCCCCAACGGCCUCAACGCCACCACAUGUCUGUCCACCAGCCCUGGGCAUCAGCCGUCUCCACCGUCCCUGGAAGUCCCAGAGGUGCUCCCUCCACCGCUGCUUCCAUCUGAGCCCAGAUUGGAGACAUCCACGGAUGCAGACCAGGAGACAGAGUCUACCCUACAGUGGCCCGGCCAGAGCUCACGGUCCACCUUGGAGGACAGCACGGUGGAUGGCCUGGUGGUGAAUCAGGUAGUGAAGAGCUCACCUGGGCCCAGUCCAGAGUCCCAAAUAUCGGCUGGAGGAGAGAGUGGAGACACCGAGGAGGAGGAGGAGGAGGAGGAGGAGGAGGAGGAGGAGGAGGAGGAUCUGGGAGUGGACCUGUGUCACCCCCUACUUGUGGGUGUCUUAUCUGACAAAGAGGUAGAAGAUGACGAGGGACGGGGGGAGAGCGGGACGAAGAGGAGGGAGGUAUUCCUGCGCAUCAAACAGGGCCUGGUGCUGGAGGUGGACAUGCAGCGCGGCCGGGAGAGAUGCCGCCUGGAGCUUGGCAGCCUGGCUCGGGUAGAGAGCACAGAGGCUGCCUGGACCCGAGGGGAGAGAGAAGAGAUGCUUCCAGCUGUGGAGCUUCAGUUCGACUAUAUCAGCCGAGAGAAAAGGAGGCGACUCUACGUCCUGCUCGAUGACGACCCACAACAAGCACUGCAGGCUCUGACUGACGUGCUGACUCAUGUUGCGGAGGAGAACCAGCGGCGCCACUCUGAGCUGCGACCCAGCUGUGUUCGCCUGCAGUGCCUUCGCUGCAGGUCAGAGUUCAUGCUGAAGGAGGAGGAGGCGGGGGGGGGAGCGAGGAGGAGAGGGGCUGCCUUGCUUCCAGAAGGUGUGGAUGAACAGGAUGAGGAGGAGCUGAGGGAGUAUAAUGAAGACGCCAAAGGAGACAGUCCUAUCUGUCCAGAAUGUGGUAGCGAUCAUGUGGUCCAGCUGGCUGGCCAAUCAACGCCCAUCCAGCGCUCACCAAUCCCGGAGAGAGAGGACGACCAUCUCGAUGUAAACCAGAGCACUCGGCGUACCAAUAAGCAGGAUGAGUACUCAGACAGCAGUAUUCGCAGUAGUCCUGUCCUCGAAGCUGCCACGGCUUCAGAAGACCCCACCUUCGUCACUGCUCAGGGAAGCUCCUUCUUCAUCCGGAAUGAUCAGGCCGAUACCUCCAGUCUCUCCUACAGCACCGAGUACCAAAGUAAAGAGGAUCUGGCUGGGAGCUACCGCUACACCGCUACGGGUACACCACCGGAAGCCCACGGCCCACCUGCAGGCAGAUCCACCCCGAAUGAUGAUUUGGACCUGCUGUCGGAGGACUAUGAGGCAGUGGACCAUCGGCUGCAGCUUUUCCUGGAUGUGGAAGUCUUUGAGGAGGAGGAGGAGGAGCUUCACUCUUUUCUUAAGAUGUCAUCUGUCAAAUUUGGGGAGCCAGGGCAGGUUCCCUCUCUGUUGGUGGUGUCAAACCAGCGAAUCUAUUUCUUGGAAAUGAUGUCGGAAACCCACAGAGGCCAGCUCUCCGAUUGGCUGCAGAAGCGGGACAGCCACCCAAUCAUGGAGCUCAGCUACCUGGAAGUGGGACUGGCCUCUCAGAGCAUCCACAUGGAGUUUGGGGGAGUGGCCUACACCCUCCUCGUGAGGGACAGUUCACGCUGCAAACGCUUCUUUGGCCUCUUGACAGGAGUUGUGCGUGAGAUGGCUCACAAAUCCGACAGCCAGCUGAAGUCCAUCUCCACCACAAGGCUCAACCCUCAGCACCAUCUCUGGCCUCUAGUGUGUGAAGACAUCCAGGCAGAUGUGGAGGACGGCCAGCUGCAGUUUUUCUACAUUCUGGCUUUUGUUCUGCAAGAGGUUAUGUGGAUGCCGCUGACCGUCCUGGCAACCCGGGAAACCCUGUACCUGCUCCGAGAGGAUCACCAGUGGAGGAAAAGCUCAAACAGCCUGAGGGUGAAUGAAAACCAAGAGCCCAACAGCGGAAGCCUUACCGUUUUAGAAACGCUCCCCAUCAGCUGCGUUAGCUCCGUCAACCUGUGGCCUUCAGACCAGUGCAGGAUGGAUAUCAAGCUUUACGAUGAGACGGUGAAACAGGAGAAGACGUGGUGCGUGCGCUCGGAGAGCGCCGAGCUCCUCCAGGGUCUGCUGGCCUGGGUCAGAGCACAGUGGGAGGCGAUGUUCGGAGUGAAACUGCACACGAGCCUGCAACACGAAGCAGCAUAAAGGAUGGGGGGGUGGCAUGAAAACAACUCCUGUGAGUUUUAUGUGCAUGAGUCUGCGUGUUGGUACUGGGAAAUGUUUAUUGAGCGCGAGCGAGUUCGUCUUUAUUUUCUCUCUGCACCGAGUCUGGUCCCAUUAGGCUUUCUUUUUGGCCAACAACUUGGAAACGAUUGCACUCCUUCAAUAAAGUGUGCCUUUUUAUUCUUUCACAGAUGUUGAAAUGCACCUUAAAGUAGAGUUCUUCAAUCAACUGAUGCGGAUCAGGUUUGGGUUUUGGGAGCUAAGAGGGCAUUAAGUUUGGAGUUUUUGGAGCCUAGAAUAUGUCCACCCCCCCUUCAUUAAGCUGGACAGAGCCUUUCCUCGCUGCUUAGGGCGCAACGUCUUGUGACAUCACGCGCUCAACACGAGGCGGGAGCGGAGGCUCGAGACGGUGUCACCGGGGGUCACCUCACUCCCCAAUUAGGGUCUUAUGAUGCGUCUGUGUGCCGUGGUAUGUGACCUGAAAAGGUUACCAGAAGUGCAAAUGUGCAGAAACUCUGUUAACUUGUCGAAGAUGAACAGUUGCAGGUGUUUUACAAAUUGGGAACCUUUUGUUUGUAUUAAUUUGUAACCUGAGUUUGUUUUUGUGUUUUCUGAUCACCUGUGGAAGAAAUGUUGGUUAAGCACCGUCAUCAUUCCAUAAGUGCAGUGGCACUACAUUACUGAGUAUUAACUAACUGCUUCUGUUCAUAUAAAUGUAAUACAGAACCUCUGCUGCAGUGUGCAUUAUGUAUGGAGCCACUGCCAUGCGUCUGUAAAUAUUAUAAUCAUGCAGUAAAUAUCUAAAUUAAUUUAGAUUAACCAGUUUCAUUUGAUUUAUUUCUUUGUUAGCAUUGUUUUCAUAUGGGUUAAUGCAACAAGUCUUUUAUUUUUGUAUAAAACGUGAUGUAUGACGUGUAUAAGUGAAUAUAAAAGUAAUGUGUUUGUU
This is a messenger RNA of Anarrhichthys ocellatus (wolf-eel), 4744 nucleotides long. RefSeq names its product serine/threonine kinase 11 interacting protein (gene stk11ip). Gene Ontology annotation, biological process: intracellular protein localization. Bases 160 to 3780 code for a protein of 1206 amino acids. Lineage: Eukaryota; Metazoa; Chordata; Actinopteri; Perciformes; Anarhichadidae. Gene Ontology annotation, molecular function: protein binding. The transcript has 26 exons. Gene Ontology annotation, cellular component: cytoplasm. The record is from RefSeq and is a predicted model, not a curated record.